This is a messenger RNA of Pocillopora meandrina, 297 nucleotides long. Lineage: Eukaryota; Metazoa; Cnidaria; Anthozoa; Scleractinia; Pocilloporidae. The record is from the annotation of a GenBank genome assembly.
GACGACAUCACACAACGCCGCACCCACUCCAGCCCUGUUGUAUUAGAUAACAUCUUUGCCAUCCAGCUGAAUGAUUAUUUUCAUAAACUUUGUACGGACCUAAAUUACAUUGCACCAGUAGAUGUGGUUAUCGGGAGCGAAGUACUGGAGAGGCUUGUUUGGAAAAGUCUUAGCAACAUCACGCAAACGGUUACGGGUCCUGAUGGCAUCCCUUUUUGGGUUUGGAAGGAACAUGCUGAGAUUUUAACACCAAUUCUCAGUCAUAUUUGGGAUUUGCCUCUACACACACACACCUGA